This is a messenger RNA of Pseudopodoces humilis (Tibetan ground-tit), 1719 nucleotides long. It is a transcript of the gene BCDIN3D, whose product is annotated as BCDIN3 domain containing RNA methyltransferase. NCBI's taxonomy places the organism in Eukaryota, Metazoa, Chordata, Aves, Passeriformes, Paridae. Gene Ontology annotation, cellular component: cytoplasm. The record is from RefSeq and is a predicted model, not a curated record. Gene Ontology annotation, biological process: negative regulation of pre-miRNA processing. Gene Ontology annotation, molecular function: RNA methyltransferase activity; O-methyltransferase activity.
CGCGUGGGAACAGCGGGAAAAUGGCGGCGCCCAUGAGGCGGGGGAGCCGCGGCCCCGAGCCCGGCGCGGCUCCCUACGGGAACUUCCCGAAUUAUUCCCGGUUCCACCCGCCCGAGGGGCGCGUCAGCCUCCUGCCCCAAGGGCUCCUGUGCAGCCUCUUCCCCGCGGCCACCCGCCCGCUUCUCGGGCUCGAUGUGGGCUGCAAUUCUGGGGAGCUGAGUGUGGCUCUGUACCAGCACCUCCUGGGGCUCCAGGACAGCAAUUCCAGCCCGGAGCCAGUGGGAGCCAGGAAGGAGCUGAAGCUGCUGUGCUGUGACAUCGAUCCCGAGCUGAUCCAGAAGGCCCAGCAGAGCAGCCCCUUCCCUGCCUCCAUCUCCUUUGCCAACCUGGACUUCAUGGAUUCCGGGGCCAGGGAGCCAUUCCUGAGCUCCUACCUGGAGCGCUUCGGCCGCUCCUCCUUUGACAUCGGCUUCUGCAUGUCUGUGACCAUGUGGAUCCACCUGAACCACGGGGACAGGGGCCUGCUGGAAUUCCUGGCCCUCCUGGCCUCCCUGUGCACGUUCCUGCUGGUGGAGCCGCAGCCCUGGAGGUGUUACCGGGCGGCCGCGCGCCGGCUCCGGAGGCUGGGCCGGGACGACUUCGAGCACUUCCGAUCCCUCCAGAUCAACGGGAACAUGGCCGAGAGCAUCACCCGCAUCCUGACGCAGGAAUGUGCCAUGGAGCUCGUCUGCUGCUUUGGGAGCACCAGCUGGGACAGGAGCCUCCUGCUCUUCAAAUCCACCAGUGCCCAUCCUGAGGGCUCCGACUGAGGAAAAGCCUUGCACAUCCAUGGAUUCGUGGGCAAGGAGGCAGAUCUGGGAAUUCCUAAAUCUCUGUUGGGACCAGGCCUUGACUUCCCACGGAAAUCCAAGGCAAGGAAUGUCUGUGACUGAUCUUUUGGGACAGUUUUAACCGGCUUUGUGAGGUUGUUCAAGGAAGUGCUCCUGGAAUCCAAGUUCCUACAUGUGCUUUUCAUGUGUAUCAAGAAUAUUCCCUGGAAUAACAGGGAAUAUGCCCAAGGAAAUGUAGAAUGUCCUGGUUGAAGUGGCUUCACAAGUCCACUUGAGUCCAGCCCCUGGCCCUGCACAGGAUAUCCCAAAAAAACCCCACUAAUCCCAAAAUCCUGAUGCCCAAGUUGUCCAGACAUUCCCAGACCUCCAGAAUCGUAGAAUAUCCAGAGCUGAAAGGGACCUAUCACAGAGUCAUGGAACAUCUGGAGUUGGAAGGGACCCACCUGGAUCAUUGAGUCCAACCCCUGGCCCCGCACAAGACAUCCCAAAAUCCCACCCAGUGCCUGAGGGUGUUGUCCAAGCACUCCCUGACCUCCAGAAUUAUGGAAUAAUCAGAGUUGAAAGGGACCCACAAGGAUCAUGGAAUCAUGGAGUACCCUUAGUUGGAAGAGACCUCCAAGAAUCGUCAGCUACAACUCUUGGCCCAGGACAACUCAAAAAUCCCACUGAUCCCAAAAUCCCAGCACCCUGAGCUCUGGCUUCUUGGGGCUGUCACUAUUCCCUGGGGAGCUGUUCCAGUGCCUGAUACCCUGUGGAUGAGGAACCUUUUCCCAAAAUCCACCCAAAACUUCUCCCAGGACUCAGGUGAGGCACCUGCAGGACAAUCCCCUCCCUGGACCCAGCACUCCUGGCUCCACUCUCCUGGGACAGGGAUUCAUCCCAAACAGUG